This is a messenger RNA of Malassezia globosa CBS 7966, 3072 nucleotides long. RefSeq lists its product as uncharacterized. Bases 1 to 3072 code for a protein of 1023 amino acids. Lineage: Eukaryota; Fungi; Basidiomycota; Malasseziomycetes; Malasseziales; Malasseziaceae. The record is from RefSeq and is a predicted model, not a curated record. The transcript has a single exon.
AUGGAGCAAGGUGGUUACGACUCCGAACAGCUGACGGACGAUCUCGAGGAUGAAGAUGCGGACAUGGAGAUGAACGAGUACAGCAGUGAAGACGAAAGUGAGCUUAGCACUGAUGCGGAAGGACUUGACGGCGAUUCCGCCCAUGUGGUAGAGGUGAUGGAGGAAGAUGACGAUGACGAUGACAGUGAUGACGAUGACGACGAGGAAGAUGACAAUGUUGUUGUCGAUGAGCACGAGUUGGAAGAUGAUAUGGACAACAGUCAAGAUGACGAUCGUCUCGGUAUGGAUGACGACGAUGAACCGUCUGGUUCUAAUGGCAACGUGCAUUCUGAUCAUACACUCAGUGACGACAUGAUUGACGGCGACGAAGACUUCAUCGAUGAUGAAGACCUGGAUGACGACGAAUUGGAUGUGCAGGACUUUGACUACGUGCUGGAUGAGGGCAUGGAUGACGAUGACGAAGGAGGCGGUGUGAAUGAGAUUCUUGAAGCGCUGGAUGACAUGGAGGAUGCCGCGGACGGCGAAGUUUUCGAUCCCGAGCAUGCAGGUGAUUCGGGCGACGAGGCCAUCUACGAGACGGAUGAUUUGCAUCCACUUAACAUGGCGGAGGAACUCGCUUGGCAUCCGCGUAUGGAGAAUGAUCGCUUUGGUGCGAAUUGGUCUUGGACACAAGCUAACGGACGUCAUGGCCGUCGUAGCACAAGACAAGGCCCACCAACGUUUUUCUCCGUACCUGUUAGCUCGACAGCUGCUCAGAACGGCGGCGCGAGUUCCAGCACUAGUGGCGAGCGUGCGCCUCCGUCACAUCGAUCUGUUCCUUCGGUUCUCCAAGACCAAGAUGCCAUGUUCCAUCCCUUGCUUGUGGACGACAACACGCUUGAUCGUGAUCGAGAAACACCUGGUUGGCAGCGAUCCAUGGAGGCUCUCAUGGGCGAAAACACCAUGCAGUUCCUUGAAAUGUUCCUUCAGCAGAAUGUGCCCCAUGGCGCUGAUGCAAGCAUUCGAAUUGAGCUCGAUCAAGGUCGAGGAAUGCCUCGUAUGCAAAUCACGAAUCUGGUGAGCGGCGGCGGCAAUGCCAGCGAUGCGCCGACAUCAAUGUUGCGCGCACCCCAUCCAUCUUCGUCCUCAGAACCAGAGUCAGCGCUUCCUGCUUACGAUGCCACAUCGGAGUCUUUGCGCUUUAUCCCUCUGAGUACAAUUGCUCGGCGUGGAGAGGAAGCCCAGCUGAUCCUUGGCACGACAACGGCCGAUCUUAAUUCUCUCUUUCGAGCGCCGCUCAUUGAGCGUCUUCUUCCAGCGUACCAUGCACGUCGUGAGCGUGAACGUGAAGAAAAACAACAGAAGGCCGCUGCUGCUACCACCGCCGCCGCCUCUACCUCUACUUCAGCCUCAGCUACGGUCGCCGAUGACUCUACUGUAUCGCGUCCAAACUCGGAGUCGAAGCGCAAGCACCAUGAUAUGGAAAACGAGCCUGAACCGAAUUACUCCCACAAUGGGCGGAUCACGGUCUCGAUCAACGGCGAGACGGUCGAUCUUACUGACACGGGCAUCGACCCGACAUUCUUAGAGGCUCUUCCUGACGAACUACGUGAAGAAGCACUUUUGAGUCAGCAGCUUAGUUCGCGCAUGGCCCGGCCCUCGCGGCAGAUUGUACCUGACUUUUUGGACGUGCUUCCUCGUAGUCUCCGUGCCGAGUUGCAACACGUCGACGAGUCAUCGCUACCAUUCUCUCCUUCACAUGGGAGUGGAUCGGCACAUGUGUCGCCGACAUCUGAUGCACACAACUUGCCUUCUGACUCUGGUCCUUUGCCACACCGUACGCAAGCACAAGACCCGGCGCAGGACGAGUCACAGGCCCCGUCACAGGCCUCCUCUCAGCCGCCAUCCCAGUCACAUCAUCAACAGGUGCCUCCACCAUCACAGACUCGCGAGUCAGCAUCUCAAGGCCGAGAUGCCAUUCAGCUGCUCGACCGCACAGGCCUUGCAUCGCUUGUGCGGCUUCUAUUCCUACCAUCCAUGAAUACACGAUCAUCCCUACUAUUCAAGAUUUUGGCACAUCUCUCGGAAAAUGCUCGCACGCGAUACGAAUUACUCGGCAUGUUGUUGAUGGUCUUGUGGGAUAGCAUGUACAGUGCAGCUUCCGUGGAUCGAGCCUUUACAGCCAUGUGCAGCAAGGCUGCUGCGGCGAAACAAACGCCUCAGCGCAGCACCCCACGUCGUGGCCAUGCAGGUAUGAGCUCGUCGGGCAUCUUGCCACCAUCGACGCCAGCCACGCCUACGCCAUUACCACUCACAUGGAUGGGCGACGAGGCGCCGCAUUUGAUUGCAUCACGAAGUCUCGAAAUGCUCACGUACCUCACACAGGUCAACAACCAAGCGGCGCUGUACUUCUUGCGUGAGGACCGUACGAAGAAAGGAAGCAAGCGGAUUCCCAUCCAAGUGCUUCUGGGUCUCUUGGAGAAAGAUGCCAUGCUCGAGCAUGCGCCCCUGCUUAAUGCCUUGCUCGCUCUCUUGCACGCCGUGACAAAGCCGCUCAGCACUGCGCAUCCUGCUUCUGAUGGCCAUCUCGUGCUCGAUAAGGCGUAUGGAGAGAUGGAUGUGCCAAGCAUGGCAGCCGACCGUUUGGCCUCGAUUGUGCAACCACUCCACACGCCUAUCUCGUCACGGGGAUUCCAACAUACACUCGCAGUCGCCUCACACUUGUCUCAUUUACCCGGUGCACACGAGGCACUCAGUGUCGCAUUGCAGCAGGCUGCCAAGCGUGCAUCAGACUCGCUCCUGGGUGAUUUGGAUGCUCUGAUUACCUCCCUACCAGAGUCAGCAAUUGUACCAGGCUCCACAGAAGUUGGCGAACAUUUGGUUUCUGAUGCCACCGGCGUCGUACAUACAACGACUCAAGCCCACGCGGUGUCCGAGUCGGACAUGAAUGUGGACGAGCGCAUGCCCGAGUCGCACUCAGAAUCUUCAGUGUCGCUAUCCCUCCCGCUUGCCAAGCUCGCAAGUCCUUCGAGUGCACAAGCCGAAUUUCUCCGGUGCCUACGGGCUCUGGACUAUCUAUAUGUGGGGAAGUAG